AUGACAUUCGACACCAUCAUCAUCGGCGCAGGCUGGGCAGGCGCCGUCGCCGCGCGCGAGCUCUCGCGCUCCGGCCGCAAAGUGCUGGUCCUCGAAGCGCGGGACCGCGUCGGCGGCCGCGCCCGCACCUGGGUACACGGCGCGCACGCGAUCGAUGUCGGCUGCUCCUGGAUCCACGGGUACAAAGAGGGCAACCCGGCGCGGGGCAUUGCGGAAGAGCUGGGCGUCGCCGCGCACCUCCCCAAACCCGCCGAGCCGGGGCUGUAUGGCCCCGCGGGCCCGCUGCCGAAGGACACGGCGGUCGCGUUGAGCGGCGCCCUCGCGGCGGCCGUCGCGGGCGCGCGCACGCCGCACCCGCCCCCGCCGCCCGGCGCGUCCCUCGCCUCCGCGCUUUUCGCGGAUACUUCCCCGCUCUAUGCUACGACGGACAAGGCGACCGCCGAGGCGUUCGCCCGUACCCUCGAAGUACCGCUCGGUCUCAAGCUCGAAAAUGCCUCGGCGCGCUGGGCCGGGUGGGAGGCCGCGACGAACUUUUCUGGCUCGGACGCCGCGCCGGAGGGCGGGUACGAGGCGCUGGUGUCGCGCGUGCUCGACGACGCGAAGGCCAACGGCGUGCAAGUCCGCUUGAACGCCAAAGUCACGGGGAUACGCGAAGGCGACGCCGGGGUCUCCGUCACCGCCGGUAGCGGCGAGGAAUACACUGCCAAAACAGCAAUCGUGACGAUCCCCCUCGGCGUGCUCAAGCACUCGCUCGACAUCUUCCGCCCGGCCCUGCCGGAGCGCUACGCGUCCGUCGUGCGCGGCGUGCACGUGGGCGUGCUUGAAAAGCUCUUGCUGCGGUACACGGAAGCGUGGUGGCCGAACGCAGCCACGACGGGGGGAUACACGUUCCUCCCCACCGCCGCGCCGCCGACUGAGGGCAGCUCCGCCCUCGAAGUGCUCGAGGGCAGCACGCUCAUCGUAGCCAACUUUGCCGCGGGCACGCUGCCCCCCGGCCCCGCGCCGAUUCUGCUCGCAUACCUCUCCGAGACGCCCGCCACGCUCCUCAAACAGGCUGACGCUGGCGCGGCGUUCCACACCUUCCUCCAGAAACGGUUCGGCGUCGCUGGCCCCCCGCCAGAGGAGGUGCACCUCACGUCGUGGCUGACGGACGAGUACGCGCGGGGCGCGACGACCACGCCCAGCGUCAUAAGCGAGGGCGAGCGCUCCCCUAUGGACUUUAAGGAGCUGAGCCGCCCGCUGUGGAAUGGACGGCUGGGGUUCGCGGGCGAACACACCGAGAUGGAGAACCGCGGGAGCGUCGCGGGCGCCGUCAUCUCGGGUCUGCGCGAGGCGGCGCGCGUCGAGCGCCUGCUAAAGAAGGGUCUGUAG
Cutaneotrichosporon oleaginosum is the source of this 1371-nucleotide messenger RNA. RefSeq lists its product as uncharacterized. Gene Ontology annotation, molecular function: oxidoreductase activity; chromatin binding; transcription factor binding. Gene Ontology annotation, biological process: negative regulation of transcription by RNA polymerase II; positive regulation of transcription by RNA polymerase II. The record is from RefSeq and is a predicted model, not a curated record. Lineage: Eukaryota; Fungi; Basidiomycota; Tremellomycetes; Trichosporonales; Trichosporonaceae.